AUGCCGCGUGGAGCGGAGAGUGGACUUGGAAAGGGUGCGUGCGGGUUAAGUUCGUAUCUAGGCAGUGCGACGCGCGCCCAGUCGCCAAUGGGCAGCAACACUCCCCCCGUCGCUCCGCCGGGCUGGACACGCCAUGUUAGCGAGCUGCACCUGUGCCUCCGCACCGAUCCGCCACCGGAUUCGCAACCCCCGGGCCAGCGCCAGCCACCCAGGGCUCCCGGCAAUGCGCACGUGGCUGUGCCAUGGGCCGACGUGCACCCGGACGACGUAGAUUUCGUUGCAGCCGCCGCACCCGCCGCGGCCGUCGCGCAGCCCCUGCAGGCGGUCCCCGCUCAGCUGCAAUUCCAAAUCGAGCUGGCUGGUGGAAACGUUGUCGUUCACGCUCAUCACGUGCAAUCUGGGUCGCAUGGGGCACAUGGCGUAGCGAGGGAGCCGAGCGAUGGCACAUCUGCAGCCGUCGUUGCCACGGGAGGAGGAGCGCUAGGCGUUUUGCAAACUCCGCAGCAGGAGCAGCAGCAAGAGUCGACCGACAUGGUUCUGGAGCCCGGCGGCUGUGAAGGGGGGCCAUCGGCGCCGGCGCGGCGGCGGCCCAGUCGCCUUCGCCCGGAGGUUGUCCUGAACAAUCGUUUGGCCGCUCUGACGGUGAAUCUGAUGCCGUACCUUUGUCGCUUGCGCGUACUCAGCUUUGAGAACGUGCCGCGGCGCUGCCUGGCCGCCGCAGGAGAGCUGGCGGCGGCGGCCGCGGGCCUGACGGAGCUCCGCGUUGGCCGUACUGAUCCGCCGGAGCCUCCGCUGCCGCUGCCGCUGCCGCCUCAACCGCAGCUGCAACCGCAGCUGGCGGGCGCUGAAGCCGCUGGCGCGGGCGGUGGCGGCCAUGACGCCUGGUUCGGCCUGCUCCACGACCAUCACCACCAUCUGCAGGCGGCGCAUCACCACCUGUACCAGCUUCACCAGCACCUUCUGGAAGCUUUUGCCGAUUUGCAUGAUCUGCACAUAAAUAACCAUCCCGCAAACAACCCCGAGCAGGACGUGCUCAUGGGAGGAGACCAUGAUGAAGAAGGGGCUGCGGGGCCGCUGCCGCUGCCGCCUGGCGACGGCAACGGCGGCGGCGCAGACGACGGCGGCGGCGCUGAUGACGGCAGCGAACAUGGGGCAGAGGUUAGGGAAGAGGAUGAGGAUGAAAACUGGUUGGAAGUGCCCGAACCUCAGGCAUUAGCAGUGGAGCCAGCAGCGGCGCAGGAUGCGGCGGACGGGGGGGACCAGCUGGAAGAACAUCAGGAGGCGGCUAUGGUGCCGGAGGAGGCGGACACGCAGCAUGAGGGCGAAGAAGGCGAGGCGGAGGCAGCGGGGGUCUCCCAGCAGCGGGAAAGAGGCGUCCGCCGCUUUGGCGGUGCGUUGGCGGUGGACGCAGUAGAUGCGGAGAUGGCGGACUCCAGACUGCGCUGGACGAUGCCGCCCCAGGAGCAGCAGCAGCAGCGGCGGCAGCGGUGGUGGAGUUUGAGGCGGCUGUCACCGUCCGCCCUGGGUGACGUACGGCCUUUGGGAUCGCAUGGCGCGGCGGCGGCGGCGGCGGCGGCGGGACAUGAGGCCGGCGGGGCGAGCGGCUCUAGAGGUGGGAUCGCAGUGCCGGCGGCCGUGUCGGCGGCGGUUCAGGUUGGUGAUGUGAGCGAGGCGAGGCAUGGCGACGCCGGUGGUGAGGCUGCGGACCUGGCGGGUGCAGCGGGUCCUUCCGGUGCAGCGGGCAGCGGCGGCGGCGCCGCCACCGGUAUCCUGGACGGCGUCGCGGACGUUCCUGACUUGGCGCUGUCGGAGAGAUGGCCAGCUGGUGGAAGAGAGGGCUUGGGCGAUAGCGACCUGCGUACGCUGGUUCUUAGAGGCGGGAAGCUGCGGGCUGCGGAUAUGGCGGGACUGGUGGCGCUUACGGGCCUGCAACAGCUAGUGGUAAACCACGUGGUCAAUAUGCACCCGGGUCUGGCCUGCCUGGCGUCUCUGUCGGGCCUUACUCGCCUCGUCAUUGAAGAUCUGCAGUACGCUGGCGGCGCCAUCCACGACGAGUUCUGUGGUCUCAGUCGUCUGACGGGUCUCCGCAGUUUGUCCUUCCUGGUGGUGGGUCCCCUGCCCGCGGAGGUGAUGGCCUGGGGGGCGCUGUCCCAGCUCACCCAGCUGGAGAUCACUAACCACUAUGACGACAACCUGCUGCCGUGCUUCUCCGCGGUGCUCCCCCGCCUGCCGCACCUGCGAUCUCUCAACCUGUCCAAUUUCGACAUCACAAACUCCCUGCUGGUGGCGCUUCGGCCCUGCACGGGCCUCAGCUCCCUUCAGAUGGGUCGCUUCAACCUGACCGCUCCGUGCUCCGAAACCAUGACCGCACUGAGGCUGCUGCACCUGGGCUUCGUGGACGACCUGCAGCGCACGGAGGUGCCCCUGCUGGCGGUGUUUCCUAAUCUGGAGGACUUGGCGCUGCAAACCAGGUACGUGCUCAGCCAUGAUUCCGCACAGCGGAUUCCUCGGGAGCUGCUCGUCACCGGUACGACAGCGCUGGCGGCCGCGGGGGCGGUGGCGGCGGCGGCAGAAGGGGGAGAGGGCGGUGGCAGUGGCGGCGGCGGCGGGAGGACGUUGCCGGUGGCCCGGUUGCACCUGUACGACGCCCUGAUGAGCCCGCUCGUAUCCGUCGCCAUCCCUGGACUCACCAGCCUGCGCCUGGACUGGAACCAAACCGAUACUGCCGUGCUGGUGUCGUACAUGUCCCAGUGGGGCGGCAGCCUUACCAGUUUGGCCUGGUGCAAUUGCGACGCGAUGCGGGAUGCGGGAUUGGGUCUGCUGGUGGGGGCGCUGCCUAGGCUGACUGAGCUGGAGCUGGUUCGUUGCGUUGGCGUUACGAAUGAGGGCCUGAGGUCGUUAUCCGCUCUCACGGGCCUUACCACCUUGACCGUGGCGGGAGUACAUCAGUUGACCCUGGAGGGCUUCUCGUCCGUGGUUUCGGAGCUGGCCUUCCUGAAGCGCCUGACGUUGCGCGAUAUGGCUGGGCUGACGGCGGCGGACUGUACGGCGCUGGAGGGUCUGAACCAGCGCCACAGUCGCGGACUGCUGGUGGAGAUGCUGCCGUAG
Volvox carteri f. nagariensis is the source of this 3108-nucleotide messenger RNA. RefSeq lists its product as uncharacterized. Gene Ontology annotation, cellular component: SCF ubiquitin ligase complex. The coding region runs from base 1 to 3108 and encodes 1035 amino acids. NCBI's taxonomy places the organism in Eukaryota, Viridiplantae, Chlorophyta, Chlorophyceae, Chlamydomonadales, Volvocaceae. The transcript is spliced from 12 exons. The record is from RefSeq and is a predicted model, not a curated record. Gene Ontology annotation, biological process: SCF-dependent proteasomal ubiquitin-dependent protein catabolic process.